UACAUAUGCGUCUCUGGGACGUCGAGGAUUACCCAAUCCCUCAAGAUUUCGAACCUCGUUUGAUUUUUAAGAAUAUCAACUCAGCUCUUUCGAAACUGGGUUUUGGUGGUUCGUUUUUGGGAAUCGAGGCUUAUGGUAUGAAGGAGAUCCCCGAAGCCUUAUCUGAAGAAUUGAUCGAAGACGGAAUGAUCAUGUACAAUGUUAACCCCAAAGGUUCAGUUAAUUUAAUGAUACGGGACAUUACGAACAUAGAAUCUAACUAUUCUGAUAAGCCACACAAUUUGAUGGUAAUCUCCAAAAAAAUCCCUGAAGACAAUGAGUCCAUGAGGGUUCUUUCGGCUUUGAAAUCCAGAGGUCGCAAUGUUCUGUUGGUACAGCCUGACGAUGAGACCGCAUCAGAAAAGCUAUUUCUUACUCCAGAGUCCAUAUCUGACUGUACAAGAUAUUUAAAUGGAGAAAAGCGUAUAGACGAAAUUGUUGACUAUACUUCUUCUUGUACUAGCUGGGAAACUGAUACUGAUACUGAUACUGAGAAAGAGGAGGAGUCCAAUGUUCUCUUGGUACAGCCUCAUGGUGAGGCCGCAUCAUCAGAAAAGCUGUUUCAUACUUCAAGCUCAGUAUCUGAUUGUACAAACCUAUUAGAUGGAGGAAGUAUUAUGGACCAAAGCGUAAGCUCACAAGGUGUUGACAAUAUCACUACGUGAUCUAUUUUUAUUUUUAUUUGUUUAUGCAUGCCUUAUCCGGUUUGCAAAGAUGACGUUCUCGGAUCGGAUGACUUAGUGGAUGAAUAUCGGAAAGCCAAAAUUUACUUUCUUCCCGGAGGUGAAUUCUCUCAACUCUUUGUCUCUCUUACAUAUAUGUAUAUGUAAUCUCUUUCUCCGAUCAUGCAUGUAUAUUUUAUUAUUUUUACAGGUGAUAAGAAUGCGAGAUUUUAUAGGAUGAUACAUGACAUUCAAUUGUGGAAAAUAGAUACAUUACCUCUGAGGUAUCCUACAGAAUCAACUGUGAUCGUCAUCUCAAACAACAUCCCAGGUGACAUUGACUUCAUCGAAUGUCUUAAUUGUUCAGCUUCGAGAGGUUACAAUAACCUCUUAGUACAGCCUAAUGAGGCUGCACCCGAAAAACCAGAGACCUCAGAAUAAGUAUCUUGG
Molecule: messenger RNA, 1151 nt
Organism: Arabidopsis lyrata subsp. lyrata
Lineage: Eukaryota; Viridiplantae; Streptophyta; Magnoliopsida; Brassicales; Brassicaceae
Exons: 2
Coding region: 6-704 (232 amino acids)
Biological process (GO): regulation of gene expression
Cellular component (GO): peroxisome
Source: RefSeq, a predicted model, not a curated record